Acanthaster planci (crown-of-thorns starfish) is the source of this 2271-nucleotide messenger RNA. RefSeq names its product protein SPMIP1-like. The record is from RefSeq and is a predicted model, not a curated record. Lineage: Eukaryota; Metazoa; Echinodermata; Asteroidea; Valvatida; Acanthasteridae.
UGUUCAGUCAUUAUCGCAGUGCGUCCAUAGUAACAGCACAAUAACAUGUACAUCAGCACCGUACUGAAAGUAACAAAUGAUCGUUAAGAAUUUUUUGCUUGUCAUCGGGCGUAUUUUGGAGCCGUUUUAUAAAAUCACACCGUUGGUGUUUACCUCUCACUUCUGACGUUCCGUGCUGAACUAGUCAAGCAGCAUGAGGGAACUUUUCGAUGUGCAACGCCAGAAUUUCUGGACCGAGUCCAUCCACAAGGAAGCGUACACUCGCCUGGCCUGGCACGAGAAGUACAGCAAGGAAUUCGCCCGGGAAUCCCGCAGAGGGAUCGCCCGCAAGCAUCGGCCAAACAUGGUCCCAAACGUGGUCGCCACCCUGAAGGCCCGCAAACCCGCCGCUGAGCAGUCACACAGCCUGAGCGAGCUGGCGGCCAAGAAAGAGGCCAGAAAGAAAGACUUGGCAGCCAUGGCCAGCGAGGACCCCGACGCCUUGCUAGUCGAGAUGAGACCCGUGACGCCGGCGGUCAAAGACCAGCUCUAUAAAGGCUUCAGCAAGGAAGGCACCGGCCGGUACGCCUACCUGCAGAUCAGGAAGUUGAAGAAACCUGAAGUCAAGUACGAUUUUCCUAUUACCAGCUCCUGGGAGUACGGAUGGCGUUUGGAUGAUGUGGUCAAGGAAUUCCGAGCACCUGCAUUUGGUCGAUCUCGUAUUGUCAAGGACUCCUUCUACCGUACCAAUGGAAUUUUUUAACACUGUUAGCUCCAUAUUAAGAAAAAAGUAUGAGACUAUCUUCAUCUUCCCAUCAGCUGUCCAGACAGUCCUAUGCAACACUGCAGAAACCCUCCGAAUACUGCUACUACUGUCCAGCUCUGUCGUAAUAUUUUUCUGUUUUGUAUAUUUAGGAUGUUUUGUGGGUAUUUGUGUAUAAAUCAAAGGUUACGCAACAAUUGAUGUCAGUACUUUUGCUCGAAAAAUAGAUAAGAAUUGUGGAAAUGAGCAGAAACCAUUUUAUAAUGAUACCACCCAUGAUGUCAUGGUUAAAUUCCUUGGUGCAUGGAACUUUGAAAUUGUUGAAAUAUAGCAUGAAUGAAAUGAUAAUCACGCUGAUGGCCACAGUCAUGUGUACAGCAUUUGCCAUGUAGAAGAAAAACAUUUUAACUGAGUGUAAAAUGAAUUAUGUGAUUUUAAUUUUCAUAUUAAACCAAAAUGAUCCAUAAGACAAAGGUCCUGAAAGUUGUACACGUAUUACUGUAAUUCAUGUACUGCUGAUUAUUCACCUUUUGAUCUUAAAAAGGGGAUUCCUUUUCAUGGUGGAAUAUACAUGUACUCAUGAUUAUGGCUGCUCACUUUAAUCAACUUACUUCAAGUUCCAAAUUAAAUUGCAGCUGUAGUAUUAGUGAGCAGAGAGUGUCAGCCAAGGUCAAGUCAAGCCGAGGAAUGUAGGUCUACCAUACCAACAGAAAAAAGGCAGUCAUGCCCAGGCUGCAAAGUGUACAUCAGGUACCGAGGCAGAUACUCUGCGUAGUCUGGCAAAAGAACUAGUUUACCAGCAGGUUUUAGAACCAGCGUUAAAGAAGGGGUGUCCACAUAUGCCUUGACGGGAGGAAAGUUCCAAGUUGUUGAUUUUAUUUAUGCUUUUACAUGCAGUUUGUGCAACAAAAGGUGUCUAAAAUGGCCAAUGGGGUGUUUAUUACAAGGUUUUCCAAACACCCCUCUGGCAAAAGCAUUGCCUUACAUGUACAUGCACCGUGAAGUGUGUAUUGGAUUCCCACAUGACAAAUGCUAGGUAUGAACUUACAAAUAAUAUAUGUAUGCAACACUUAAAUGUUGUUCAUCAAAGGAUCAAGGUCCACAGAGGUAAUGAUGGGGGUAAACCGUACCCCUUCUAUAUGAAAGUCAGCUUAAUCUAGAUUUAAACACAUUUGAAGUAAAACAGUGAAGAACCCUGUAUCUGAACAUGUUUCUGUUGGGAUUUUUUCUAUCCACUUAAUACUACACGGUACUGACAUUUCUUUCUCGUUCAAGAAUGUUAUUUAGAAACCAGCUGCUUGAUUUUUUGCUCAAUACUUGAACCUUAGGCCUAUUAUUACAUAAUAUUUUUUUUUCUCAAAGGAGCAGUAGACUGUGUUUUAUGUUUUGUACAUUUGUCCAGGAAAAUUAUGCAGUGUUCUAACUUUCGGAACUUAAUUUGACCACUCUUCCAUUACUGUGUUGGUUGUGCUAGUAAAUGAAUGUUUAGUGAAUUUCUCAAAGUAUUGGAUUAAAAGUGCCAAUUGGAA